Messenger RNA from Mitosporidium daphniae, 240 nucleotides. RefSeq lists its product as uncharacterized. The transcript is spliced from 3 exons. Bases 1 to 240 code for a protein of 79 amino acids. Gene Ontology annotation, cellular component: mitochondrial inner membrane. The record is from RefSeq and is a predicted model, not a curated record. Gene Ontology annotation, biological process: proton motive force-driven mitochondrial ATP synthesis. Lineage: Eukaryota; Fungi; Microsporidia. Gene Ontology annotation, molecular function: proton-transporting ATP synthase activity, rotational mechanism.
AUGUCUGCCGGUGCUUGGAAAGAGCUGGGCAUCACAUAUCUUCAAUAUUUGGAGCUAUGUUCAAAAACUCUUCGAGGGUGCCUUAAACCAGAGCUGAUGGCCGCUGCCAUUCGUAGAGGCGAAUCGAUUCUCAAGUUCUCCAAAUGGGAGUCCGGCAAGCAAGGGGAGCUCAAAAUUGUGCCAAACAUUACAUCAGAAGUGGCUAGAAAGAAUGCAGCCUCCGGUUCGACCGACAAUUAA